Gamsiella multidivaricata is the source of this 318-nucleotide messenger RNA. RefSeq lists its product as uncharacterized. Gene Ontology annotation, biological process: RNA splicing. The record is from RefSeq and is a predicted model, not a curated record. The coding region runs from base 1 to 318 and encodes 105 amino acids. The transcript is spliced from 2 exons. NCBI's taxonomy places the organism in Eukaryota, Fungi, Mortierellomycota, Mortierellomycetes, Mortierellales, Mortierellaceae. Gene Ontology annotation, cellular component: precatalytic spliceosome.
AUGGAGGAUGCAGAGCACAGGCGAAGGGGACGGGACGAUGACAGUGACGAUGAUGAUCCUGUGAAAGGCGGUAAGAAGGGCAAAAAGGGUGGCACCAACGCAGCAGCAGUGGAUCUGGAGAAACCUUUGGAGGAAUUGUCACCCGAGGACGAGGAGGCUAGGAUGAUGGCCUUGAUGGGCUUUGGAGGGUUUGAUUCGACCAAGGGCAAGCAUGUUGCAGGUGCAGAUGUGAGUGGUGCAGAUAUCAAGAAGCAAAGACAGUAUCGCCAAUACAUGAACCGACGUGGAGGAUUCAAUCGACCUCUCGAUGCCAAGUAA